UCAAGCCGACCCAUGAGAGAGUUGAUUCAACGAGGUAACGGGACUGACCUAGACCCAGAUUGGGCCAUUAAAUUUAGCUACUUGUGUUGUGUGUUAAAUGGACCCCUUAGUUAACCUCUUUCAUCAACCUCUACGAUAAUCAACAAUCAACAAAAAAAAAAGAAAAGAAAACAAAUUGAUUACCAUAAUCAUGAUGAUAGUAAUCGUGUUGAUAACAAUAUCUUGAUUGUUAUGAGAGGGCCAAAGUAUCCAAAUCUAACUAAAAGUGAUUUUCAGUUAUCAUUAACCUGAAAUUUUUUCUUCUUUCUUUCUCUUUCCUUUUUUUCAAUCUUCUUCUUCUCCAUCAUCAUUUCAUCAUCUCAUCAUCAUCUCCAUCUUCUCCAUCAUCAUCAUCAUCAUCAUCUUCGAACAAAAAACCAGUUUCUCUCUCUCUCUCUUUCUCUCUUUUUGGCCUCCAUUCACUCUUAUGCCCCAUUUUAUCUCUCUCUUCUCUUUCUUUUCCUUAAUUUAUCUCUUUCUCUCUAUCUCUUUCUCUUUCAUCAUCAUCAUCUUGCCUCCCUCUCCCUCUCACUCACUUACUAAUUUACUCACUUUAUUUUGUUUUGUAAAACCUUUCAGCGUGUUUUAAGCAAAGUGCCUUUCCAUCAAACGCUUUUGUACCAAUGCGAGUGACAGUUUAUUCAGAAAGUUAAACGGGAAUAAAAAAAAGUUUUUCCAAUUCUGUGAACAUCAUAUAACCAUAGUGACUGAACAUCAUCAUCACCAUAAUCACCAUAAUCCCCACCACCAAUUACCAUCACCAUCUUCACCAUCAUCGGUACGAUUAAGUGAAUUAUCCUUGUGUUGAACAUGACAAAUAAUCCGAACGCUAAUCGAGCCCUUCGAGUUGCAAUUCUGGGAAGCUCACAAUCGGGAAAAUCAGCGGUGACAGUUCGAUACCUGACAAAACGAUACAUCGGUGAAUACAGUUCGAGUAAAGAUUUCCUUUAUCAUCAUACCUUAACCGUUGAUGAAAUUAAAACUGAUGUUGAAAUUAUGGAUACAUCAAGUUGUAAGUGUAUCUAUGACCAUAUCGCUUGGGCCGAUGCAUUUGUCGUUGUCUACUCAAUCUGCGACAAGGACAGUUUCCAUGCAGCCCGAUCGCUGCUCGAAUCAAUCGCAAUGUACAAAGGGCCAAGACGAUUUCCAAUAAUACUACUUGGUAAUAAAAGAGAUUUAGAGCACAGUCGAGAGGUUCCAGUGGACGAUGGUCAAGAAUUAUCACUUCUCUGGCAAUGCCAAUUCUAUGAAGUUUCAGCAGCCGAAAGUUACAUCGGUGUUUCAUUGGCCUUUCAAAGUUUAAUUCGUGAAGCUAAAUCAUCGGCAUCGUUGAAAAAUUUACCCCCGAUGAGACGGAAAACCUCACCAGCGAUGAUCGGUAAAAUGAUAGGAAUCGUUUUCGGCAAAACAGGUUCGAAGGCCUUGAGAAACGGUAAAAAACGACCUUCUCUCUCGAUAUAACAUCAUCUUAAUCAGUCGCCUCUUCAUCAUCAUCAUCAUCAACCUCAUGACCAUCAUCGUAAUUAUCAUAACCAUUGCCAAUGUCAAUUCCUGAGGAAUUUAAAUUUAAUAUAAUAACUAAAUCAACUGAAUAUUUUUGUAAUCAAAAAUAAAUCCUAUGUAAAGUUAACAUUAUAAUUUAGUGUAAAUAGUUGUGCCAAAUGAAUUUAUAUCAUGUAACAAUUAACUUUGAUUGUUAUUAUAUUUUUAUAACGAUCUUAAAAUAAAAUCAUUCUUGGAUUGAAUGAAAGAAAACAAUUA
Panonychus citri (citrus red mite) is the source of this 1800-nucleotide messenger RNA. RefSeq names its product ras-related and estrogen-regulated growth inhibitor-like protein. The record is from RefSeq and is a predicted model, not a curated record. NCBI's taxonomy places the organism in Eukaryota, Metazoa, Arthropoda, Arachnida, Trombidiformes, Tetranychidae. The transcript has 5 exons. Gene Ontology annotation, molecular function: GTP binding; GTPase activity. The coding region runs from base 850 to 1500 and encodes 216 amino acids.